AAAAACAUGAUAGAAGGAGAAAAUCACACCAUUUGGACCUAUUUUGUUUUGGAGGGAUUUUCUAAGUAUCCAAAAUUAGAGAUGGUUCUUUUUGCAUUCAGUCUGAUAAUGUACCUGAUCACACUGCUUGGUAACAGUACUCUUAUUGUAAUCAGCAUCCUGGAUUUUCACCUUCACACCCCCAUGUAUUUCUUCUUAGGGAACCUUUCCUUCAUGGACAUCUGCUACACAUCCUCCUCUAUUCCAACUUUGCUAGUGAACUUGUUGGCCACAGGAAAAACGAUCAUCUUCUCAGGGUGUGUUCUGCAAAUGUAUCUCUCUCUUGCCAUGGGGUCCACAGAGUGUGUCCUCUUGGCCGUGAUGGCAUAUGACCGGUACGUGGCCAUCUGUAACCCUUUGCGAUACACUAUUGUCAUGAAUCAAAGGAUCUGUGUGGAAAUGGCAGCUGGAUCGUGGAUAACUGGUUGCCUCACAGCCCUCCUAGAAACAAAUUCUGCUCUACAAGUGCCUCUUUGUGGGAAUGUGAUUGAUCAUUUCACUUGUGAAAUUCUUGCCAUGCUAAAAUUGGCCUGUAGCAGCUCCUUGCUCAUGGACAUGAUUAUGCUAGUGGUCAGUGUGCUUCUCCUUCCCAUUCCCAUGCUCUUAAUUUGUAUUUCCUAUUUUUUCAUCCUUUCUACCAUCUGGAGAAUUAACUCAGCUGAAGGAAGAAACAAAGCUUUUUCUACUUGUGGAGCCCACUUGACAGUGGUGAUUUUGUACUAUGGGGCUGCCCUGUCCAUGUACCUCAAGCCCUCAACAGCAAGUUCUCAAGAAACAGACAAAAUCAUUUCUUUACUUUAUGGGGUGCUGACGCCCAUGCUAAAUCCCAUCAUCUACAGUCUGAGGAACAAGGAAGUCAAAGAGGCUGCAAAAAAACUAUUUAAGAGAAAUUCUCCUUUGUCACAAACAUAAAAGAUUCUGAUUGGGUUAAGAUCACUUUGUAACUGCAGGAGUAGAUCAUUAUAAUGUGGCUACUUUGAAGAAUAGCAAGGAAAGUCAUUUAGCAUCUAAAGCUCUGUCUUUGACUCUUUAUUGUAUGAGCUGAUAGCAAAAGAAGUCAGUUAUUACAAUAUAAGAGACAUAUAUUUUACUUAGAGGCACUAUGCUGUCAUAGAAUAAAAUGCUGGAUUUGGGAUCAGGAUCUCUGUUAUGAUUCAGGUGCUUGUUGGCUGUGAAUCAUGGGCAAGUCCCUUAAUCUCUUUGGGUUUCAAUUUUCUUAUCUGUAAAGUAAGUGUAAUGAUAUUCAUGCUACCUACCUAUUUGUGAACAAAGAACUUUGUAAGAUCCCAAGUGCUAUAAAAAUGUGAAUUAUUUAAUAAGUAGAUGGAAUAUUUGCUUAAACACAGAACAGUAAAUUCCACCACAUAUGUAUUAAUGUUUUCUAUUUACUUUUCUUUUA
Molecule: messenger RNA, 1438 nt
Organism: Sarcophilus harrisii (Tasmanian devil)
Lineage: Eukaryota; Metazoa; Chordata; Mammalia; Dasyuromorphia; Dasyuridae
Product: olfactory receptor 2K2-like
Exons: 1
Coding region: 7-951 (314 amino acids)
Biological process (GO): G protein-coupled receptor signaling pathway
Cellular component (GO): membrane
Molecular function (GO): olfactory receptor activity; G protein-coupled receptor activity
Source: RefSeq, a predicted model, not a curated record